ACCUGCGGCACAACAGCCUCAGAAACGGCCGCGCCCCCUCCGCGAUCCCAAAACCUCCCGAAUCCCCACAAAAAAACCCCAAAAACUUCCAAAAAAACCCCCAAAAAACCCAAAACCGCCCCGGAAUCCCCCAAACCUCUCCCGCUGCCGGCGCUACCUCCGCCUGCGCCGCCAUCUUGGUGACGCACGGCGUCCGCGUGACGUCACUUCCGCCUCCUUCUUCUCCCGGCAGAGCCCCGCGGACGCCGCAGCCAUGUCGCUGGUGAUCCCCGAGAAGUUCCAGCACAUUCUGCGGGUGCUCAACACCAACAUCGACGGGCGCCGCAAGAUCGCCUUCGCCAUCACCGCCAUCAAGGGCGUGGGGCGGCGCUACGCGCACGUGGUGCUGCGCAAGGCCGACAUCGACCUGACCAAGCGCGCCGGGGAGCUCACCGAGGACGAGGUGGAGAGGGUGAUCACCAUCAUGCAGAACCCCCGGCAGUACAAGAUCCCUGACUGGUUCCUCAACAGGCAGAAGGACGUCAAGGAUGGCAAGUACUCCCAGGUGGGUCCCCAGCUGUCCCCAGCUGUCCCCUCACCUGCCACACCUGGCCCCAGCUGCCCACAGCUCCCUGCUCCCUGAUUUUUCCCAAUUUCC
This is a messenger RNA of Haemorhous mexicanus (house finch), 637 nucleotides long. It is a transcript of the gene RPS18, whose product is annotated as ribosomal protein S18. Bases 254 to 622 code for a protein of 122 amino acids. Gene Ontology annotation, cellular component: ribosome; small ribosomal subunit; cytosol. Gene Ontology annotation, molecular function: structural constituent of ribosome; RNA binding. Gene Ontology annotation, biological process: translation. The transcript is spliced from 4 exons. NCBI's taxonomy places the organism in Eukaryota, Metazoa, Chordata, Aves, Passeriformes, Fringillidae. The record is from RefSeq and is a predicted model, not a curated record.